UCUGGAGCCAGAGGCCAAUCCUCAAAAAGCAUCGUACUUUAGGAGAGCGCUGUACGCUGAAGACUUCGUCUUCCUCAUUAGCGACGUUAAACGAACAUAUGGACCCAACGCAACUCGAGAGAGCGUCAUUAUGGCAGCCAAAGCAGUCGACAUCUACAUCAAAAAGUCAGAGCUAACUCCAGCAGUGGUCGGUCUCAUCGUGGAAGAGCGCGUCAUACACGCCUCCCUCAUGACAAUGUCUGCCAACGGAAGUUCAGGCGAGCACCUCCGUUGUGCUGACGAGGACUUUGUCGUCUGCUACCUUCUGGACGAAGGAGGUUUCAUUCUCACCUCCAGCACGGACGACCACUCUGAAAACGUCGGGAAGUUCAUGGGAGCGGUCGAUCCUGAACUGAUGGAUGACAUGCUGAAGAAAUCGGUCUACUUCAAGGUGGAAGAGCUGCAUACUGAGUCUCGGUGUCCCAGAAUGCGCCGAUACACCGCAGGUGCCCGAUCAUCAAUUCUGCCACUUGAAAGCCUUAUCAGAGCAUUCGACAUCAGCUGGAUCUUCGAAGCAUCGUCCUGGCAACUGAUCAAGAUGUGGCUAUACGCUUGGCUGCCGAGUUUGGGCGGUGGCGGUGGUUGGGGCGCGGAGUCGGCGUCGUCGGAGCGCGCCCGCUACAUUCCGGACGAGUACCGCGUCUGCACCACCCGCGAGGCCCUGUACCACUUUGGAAACCGGAGCAGCUACUUCAUGAGCAGCCUGGACUGCGGGAACUGCUCCAGGCAGUACGGCGUGGGACGCGUGGGCUACACCAACGUGAUCCUGGUGAUAUCGACCGUGCCCUGCGCGCCUGUCUUCUGCGACCCGCCGCCGACACCGCUACAGGCGCCAAUCGAAGUUGAAGACCCCGCACCCUGUGACCAUCCACUGAGGUACAGACGUAGGCCAGACAAAUGCUACGCCGACCAUGACAAAGAGGACUACCACUUGUGCGGCGGAAGCGGCCAGCUAACACCGUGCUCCGCGCUGCAGCUUCUGAUGUCGGCAUUGGCGCUGGUCGCCCUGGCCAUUGUGACUAGACCGUAAGACUGUGGAUUUCACGGCCCAUGCCACAAUGUGGGCACGGCGCCGCGCCUUCAGCCGUUCGAUGGCUAAUCAUUCCUUCAGAGAAGCGCCGCGUAGCGGUCGGCAAAGGACCAUCGACGGCCACCGGUUUUCCUCUCGGCGAUUUGACGAGCAUUCCAAGCAAGAGAACGGAAAGGAACACAGCGUACAUGCGUUCCUUGGUGCAGUGGUGUUGUGUCUGACUUACCGCGAGUGAUCGGUCGAAGUGAGUACAGUGAUGAAUCACUCGACGGACCAAGAACAAGAAAGCGACGGGCCUUCUCACCCCUCCCCCUUUUAGUGCAGCACGGUGACUGACGCUAUCUGUGCACGAGACUGCGCGUUUGUUUAAAGUUGACCCUACUGUCUGAGUUCUGCGACCAUGUCAUCCACCUUGCCCUGUAAGAACGGUGAAUAACGAACAGGGGCAAAACCUUAAGAAAAACCUUAAGGCUACGAACACAUGCGCACAGUUUUGCAUGUGUGUAUUUGAGGAUGCUUGCUGAUCUGCGUAAGAUGAAAACGAGGAACCACUUUGGUUGAUAUUACACACGGCCUUUCACAACCCUAAACUUCGAGACGCGAGCAAAUUCUUGAGUUCUAAUUAAGGAUGACCUCGUUCAGACAAAGAUUUCGGACCCAAAAUUAGGUUUGAUGACGUAGUAAACGGAAAGCCACAAUAUGUGAGAAGCGUCUGGUGGCAUACCGUCGCAUAAGAGAAUGAUCCCAGAAAUUACACGUACAUCUGAAGCCAUACGUGGCUGCUUAAUAGAAUUCUAUCCAACUAACCGACGCAUGACGUGAAGCGAUACGAAAAAGAGAAUGGCACUGCGGGUGACAUGGGCGCCUCAACGGUGAAGAGAGCCUCCAAUGGAAGGCGCAUACUUUUGACUUAAACCGUCGUCCAGUGAGACCCACUAAGAAGAUGGAGUGAAGACAUCGCAGCUGAUGAGCUGCUCGUUAUGUCCGUCACGUCGCGCCGUCUGGUGGUCGUCGUGCUGUGUGUGUGUGUGUGUCUGUGAGGUUGUGUGUCUAUUGUGCUGCCGCCGCGUCAAGAGCUGCGCGUCCUCCGUGGAAGCCACGAGUGUGAUGAAAACUUUGUCCAGUGUGGAAGUGGUUGGAGCCCAUUUCACCGUCGGCAAGUGCAGAGAAUUGUUGUUGAAAGGAAACUCCACAGAAUACGCAUUUUCAGGAUGAGUGUUGGGGCAUGCUCGCCGCUCUCUCGCACUCUCCAUGAAUGCUUUUUUGCGUGCAUUGCAUACGAACGAUUCUUGUUGAGUAGCGAAUUAGUUUGCUCGUUGCUUCGUUUUCCUUUUGGCUGGGAACGGUAAGACAGACUUGUUGUUCCAUUCUUGUUCGUUUUACAUUUGGUGUAGAGUAGGGGUAGCAGGUUUCUCGCAUGGUUGGUCUAUAUACGCCGGUGCGUUGGCUAACGUAUAGCGUUCAGUCUGACUAACUUGCCGUGUUUCUUGUUAUUAUAGAUGCGAAUCCGUAAACAGCAUUUCUUUGAGCCUUGUAUGCCACGGCAGCGUUUGCUUCUACAAUGGUAUGCUCGAACAGAUGCAUUAGGCAUAACUCUCACAUUGUGUGUGGAUAAGCAUUUACCUGCGUACAUGCCAGUAAGCUUUGAAACAUUCAAAUGACAUUCGCGCCGCUUGCGUAUGCAGCAAGUGUGGCCCGAGUAGGCUGCUUGAUACCUUUAAUCCGCCUUAAAACACCUAAAAUCCUCCAGCCAGGUACGUAUGUUAAAGCAAAAAAAAAAAAAAAAAUCUGAUGAACUGCACCCGAGAAUCAACCACUUAGAAGAAUCCACAGCUGGCGCAUAUUUCAUAGCAACUAACGGACAGAAGGAAAGGCAAAACAAAGCAUUACAAGUAACAUUUCGAAUAGGAUGUAUUCCGAGAUUUCUUGUCUAAAUUUGCCGUGAUAAUAUCUUGCGAAAAUGCAUGAGAAGCAGUUUGAAAAUGUAUUUUUGUUUUGUUUCUGUGCAUGAAUGUUGUACGUGUGUGUGUGUGUGAACUAAAAAUAUGUGCUCUAGAAAAAAAAAGUCAUGCGCGCAAAACAAGAAUUUUUAUACGCACUCUGUUAUCUUGAGAUUGCGCGCAAAGAACUUGCUACCAGCAUUCGUGGUUGCUAGAGCAAUGGUGAGGGAACGCACCACCACCAAUAAGUCUUGCUCGCUCUUAAAAAGCGUGCAUGAAAAAACCUUCAUAAAAAAAGUUAGUGGCAGAUCAUUUGUACGCAAUUGGAAAACACUGCCACAUUAUGGUAAUGCACUGAAACAUACUUUGAGGGGUCCUUAGCCCAAUGAGUGAUUAGCAACGCUGAACUGGAAUUGCAGAAACAAAUCAUUUCAUCGCAUCUGGCACCGUUCCGCAAAAGCCGGCAAUCAGAGGAGUUUUGGUGAAUUGUAAUUCCCUCCCCAGCGUUCCACUAAACCUUAGGGAAUAUUGGAAGCUUGCUAAUCGAACAAUCACGCCUUUAAUAUUUCCGUAUUCGAGCAAAUUAUUUUUCUGUUACAGCUCUUACAAAGGGCCGGAUAUUAUACGUUAAUAAAUAUACCGAAAAAUAUUGUUUCGGCUCUGCAUUUUUUUUUCAAAUGUCUUGAGAAACGUUUCAGAUUAGCCUCUAAGAAUUCUUCCUCUAAACACGCGAUUGCUGGCAACUGAUUUUCGCGAAUGCGCAUUUGAGUAACAAAGAUUGCGCAACGCGCUUGCUAUGGUGAUGUGUUAGAACAUACGGAUCGGCGAAUAUUCGUGCAUGUAAGCUCUGUUCUGGGAAGUUCGAAAUUGUAUCUUUCCCUUUCACCGACUAUUGGAGCAUCUUCAUACUCUGAUUGCUACAAAACGAGAUGUGCGGUUUGUGGUGAAUUUUUAUGGAAACCACAAUUCUUUUUCGCAGUACUUCGCUCCUGUGUGAAAGAGCUACGCAUUAGUUUGGAUGUCAUACCCUCAGUUGAUGAAGUUAUUUUAAAAGUUGUCAAAUAAUUUGUGGAGUAAAGUGUACACUUUCAUUCACACCUUAGCGCGUUGAUCACAACAUUAAGCUGUUUUCGUAAAAUUUUUGGGAGCACGUUCAAUGUGCUGCAUUGUAUGGCUGUGAGCUCUAAUUUACAAAAGCCAAACGCUUUUUUCAAGAAUGAGUGUAAUUUUGUUGAUUACCUAAGGAAUCCGCUGCAUCACCUAUUUGCAACAAAUGAGAUUCCCCACUUUUCAUAGUCCUUUUCCAGGUAACGUUUUGUUCCUUACAUGGAAAGCUAGACAAGAGAAUUGAGAAUGCACAUUCUAAAGUUUCUGUUAAGUAAUGGUACGAUGGGUUAUAGUUAGAACCUUAGAACGAGCUGAAGAUUUGAAUAAACAUCGAUAAAUCACUAGUAAGCAGCUGCCAAUAUUACGCAGAAUAUGUGCUUUAACAGCUAUUUUUCUUUCAAACCUUACAUGAUCUCACAACAGGAAAAAAAGAACAACUUUUAUUACAGAUAUAGGAAACUUUCAGCUAUAUAGUUAUGGACACGAUCUGAAACGACAGGAGAUUUGUGCACAAUCUACACAGUCACUCCGAAUAUCACCCAUGCAUAAAAGUGCUCACAAAAUUAGAAUGGAAGCACAGUACUUAUGCACCUAUUAUUGAAACGAUAUCAUGCAUGCCAAAGUAGAUCUGUUUUGUAUACUAUGAAGGCAAUCAACAAUUGGCUGCUUUGCUUUUGCUGUCAAACGUCACUAAAUACUAGCGAACGACAGAAUAUUGGUAGUAUCACCAGUCCAAAAUGUUGAUAGGAAGAGCUGAUUGCAUUGCUCAUCUAGCCCCUUCAGUCAAGAGUCAUGAUAGACCGUCAAUAAUUAUGCCAUAGUUGCAUGAUUCUAUUCCAAGGCGCUGUACACGCCAUAGAAGGAUAGUCCAGGCUGUAGUCUGAUGCUCUGGACAUUUUAUAUUAAGUUUCUGUAAAUAAAUAUCUAGGUAAUGUGCAGCCUGUCAUAUUGCGCUCGUAUUGAUAAAAUUUAAUUACCGGCUCGUUGUACAUACAAAAGAUAAUUAUGUGCAGUAAGCACUACGAGAAAAAAAAUGUUCUUUCGCCAUUGGUGAAGGAGCACGGCACCUUGAACACGGUAGUGUUUGACGAAACAUCUCGUCAGACACUACCGUGUUUGACGAGAUGUUAGCAAUCUGGCCAAUUGUGGCCACAUUGCUGUGGCCAGCAAUGUGGCCUUCAGCAAUGUGGCCAUUUGCGUAGCAAUACGUAGCAUAUUCAAGUGAAACGAAGACAGAGUGAUUACGUAGGGGUAAAAUUCACCUGAAGGUUACAGUCAGUGAUUUCCUUUAAAACAUUUCUGCGUUGACACCAUUAUAAAAAACUGGCAAUAACAAGUCGGUGCACACCGCACAUGUGCACGCAGUGACAUAACAGGUUAAUGUUCAUAUCAAUUCACCGGAAAAGCUAUCUUCGAUAGGUGGAAACCAAAACAUGAAGGUAAUUAUGCGUUUCCGGCACAUGCAAUCGCUUCUGGCGCAUGCAGCUCGCAAAACCAUAGCCUUCGAAAUCUAUUUCUGUUACUCCGAAGAAGCGGUAACUGUAUGCUAGGUUUGGACACUAUCUACUGUCGAAUAAAACUACAAUGCAAAUUUAACGUGAUAGCGUUAAGGGCCCCGUGUCGUAGAAAAUCCGGUGUCAGCGUUGGUGUCGGCGUCGGCGUUAAGCAUCGGCGUCUGGCGGAAAAAAUCAUGCCGAACCACGUCAUCCCAAACCACCCCGACCGAGCAGGCCCUUCGCGUGGCGCAAGGUGUUAGUGAACAAAAAUUCUCAAAGUAAAAUCCGUCAGAAAAAUCGUAAAGUACGACUUAACCACAACGUACAGACGUGAUAGCGUCGGAUUGUAAUUUGAAUAUACGAGAAAAAAAUCCUGAUAAGCAGCUGGGCAUCUUUGAAUGCUAUCGCGUUCCAUACUUAAAAGGCGAAGCUUAAUUUAUGCGUCCUCCAGUUCUGAUAGUGUUUCGCUGUACUUUGGUUCUAGGCAACAUUGAGGGGAAUGUUGAAACCCGAGCCUUUCUAUAUUUAUAUCGAGCCCCAUGUCGCAGAAAAUACGGAACGCUCUCGCGUUCAACUCUUAAAGGUGAAGCUUAAGCGUACUCCAAGUUUUUUUUUUUAGCUCGCUGUGAAGAAAUGUGCGGUGUUCAUGUGGACUUUCCGGGAAUACUCGUUAUACAAAACACGUAAGCGCAUGGAACAAAAAGAGAAAAAGGAGCGACACUAUGGAAAAGAUGAAACGAAAACUUUGAGAUAAAUGAAUAUGGUACUGUUAUAGAAAAUAUAUAGUUGUUGAACAUUGCCACUGCUAAUAGGUAUAGUGGCAAUUCAGUGUGAAUCCCUAAAAAAAUGUGUGCUUCUACAGCUUGCAGAGCAAUGGCUCUUCUUUUUGACAAUAAGAAUUUGAAUCCCUGGAUAAUCUUAAUGAAGAGAUUGUCUGCACUUAUUGCAGACAAAAGGAUAAAAUACAGUGUUCUACAUGCCAGAACAGAUACGUCGAUAUUUUUACGAAGUAUCAAACACUUUGAAAAAUGUUGGGCCAGCUGUGGGCGUUCCAUUUUCAGCCCUGUUUGCAAGCGCGUAGCUUCUUGUAGUUUCGCAUGUCCUUCAACAACAAACGGGAUGCGAUUUUCCACGCUUCAAACCUAAUGAGAGUUAUAUAUAUAUAUAAUAAGUAUAUAUGAAGAAUGUGUCGACCCAAUCUAUACUUGGUCUUGUGUGCGUGCGUGUGAGUGUAGGUGUAUCGUACGCAUGGAAUGAAUGCAAUUCUACAGGCUGCCAGUUGAUGUCCCACGUUCGUGUAACACGCCACAAAGAACACACGCACACACCCACCUGCGACUGAGACCCGGCACACUUUGAACACAGCACAGACACAUUUGUCAAACUCUUUCUCGGGCUUCCAGAACACUCCGGCAGAAACACAAGUACACCCACCACUACCUCCUCAUUCCCUUUACCGUGCAAGCCUACUUUAAGCAAACUAUACCCCUGAGCUUAACGCCUUGACUUUCGACUUGCAGUCUGAGGUGUUCAUUAAAAAAAAAAAAAAAAAAACGAGCCUUGAGUUGGCGGCACCAAGGACAAAACAAUAACAGAUGGAUGUAGCGUUUUUUUUUCUCUCAUUAGAAACGAGAAAUGCUAGAAUUUCGUGUGCAAUAGAACAUCAGAAAAAACUUUCUAGAGCACUAAAACAAUUUCCAUGGAAUGCGUCAAUUUGCAUUCCAUUGUAACCUUUUGUCUUAUUGCGAAGGGCUGCGUGUAAACUUAAAUACUAGUCAAAUAAUGAACCACAUGAAAAUUACGUCCACAAAGCGCUCUUCAUUUUGCCUUCAGUGUUUUUUGCUGAAUUGUUUCUGGUCGUGCGCAAUAUAUAGGAAACCAGUGCCUCCGACGAAUGUUAAAUAGUCCUUUUUGUUGUCAGGUGAUGCCACUGCCCGCGAUUUAUUGACGCUUCAGUGAUAACGAUAGAUAAGACAACGUUAGGAGACUGACUGUUUUCUACAGCUAAAUUAUCCGGUGCAUGAAUUUACCCGUCAGGGCCAAGGCAAGUGUAGGCAUAGUUCAGUUAUGCUUCCCCUUGUUUUAGUCCAGUCCUCACACGUAGUACACCACAGACACCAGACAUACCGUCGAAGCAAAGUUUAAAAGUGUAUGUGGACCAUGAAAUCUUAUUUUUGAACAAUGGUGGUCAAAGCUUGAGUUCUCAUUUUCGCGAACGUGUCAUGUUUUUUUUUAUUUAUAUAAAGCAAAUAUUUUCUAGGAGGGAAAUACAUCGCUGUCCAAGAAAGGAUUAUGCAGUGUUAACAAAACUCUAAAAAAGCAUUUUCCGGCAAAUGUUAAGGCUGCUUGUCGGUCUAUUACGAGGUACCAACACUUCAAGAGAAAUCUUGAAAAUAUUAAUUCUUGUCGAAGCCAAGUCGUAGCAAAUUUCGAACAUUAAAGUUUAGGAAUAAGCAGCUGAGUGAAUACUAUUCGCGAGAGAAUAUUCAGUUGUCGGAACCUAUACCAAUUGACUAUUCGUAUUCUGAUUGCAACAAAAACAAGGUAAUAAUACCAGCUCUUAUUAAAUAAUCUCUACGCGAAACAGAUGAGAAGGAAUACAAAUUUCGGACACCAUGUCCAAUUGCUGUGUGCUCGGCUGAACAAAUGCAAAAAUGCGUGUAAAGACACCAAUAAAAGCACUAUACAUGGAGUAAUUUUGUAAACACAUAUAUAAUAAAACAAAAACAUAAUGGCAAAACUUGUGACGGCCAUGCGAGCAGCAAAGCAUUUUUGGCAGCAGUGAUCCUGAAAAAGACAGCGAUGCGCCUUCGCUUAUAUUUUGUACAGCACAUAAACCUAUGCUCAGGCUUUCUCUUUCAUUAGGUUCGGUUACUGGGAAAGCUAUUCAUUACGUGUAUAGUGCGGUGAGACGUUAUUGUUGUGUCAGAGCAGGUUAGGUCAGUGUUUCCUCACUGAUUCUGCGAGCUAGAGUGCAUGGGUCGUUUUGACAUUCCAGAUUUUACCCUUGUCGCGAGUGUGUCCGUUUCUUGUGUCCUUCAAUGUCUUCAUGCCACGUGGCCACACCACCUUGUUCGCUAUUCACACGGCUACAGGAAGGCCGUUUCUGCUUUAGUGGCUUGCUAGCAAUGAGAACGAAACGUCUUGUAUACAAACCAUAACGUUUCAUUUUUAAUAGUGAAAUGCCUCACCAGAGUUUUAUUUCAAGUGCUGCCUAUGCGUGAGGUGGCAGUGAAAUAUUAAGCGAAAUUUUUGAAGAAAGUCAAAUGAACGUUAAUGAAUCAUGGACCCCGAAACUUGGACAGCUGGUAAUUAGGUAGCCCAGCAGUUACCUUUUUUUUUUUGGUCGCUUGGCCUUUACCAUCCUGUCACCUCAUUUCGUGCUAGCAUACUCUGCCAUCGUGUGAAAAUUCAAUCCUCUCAAGGCCCAGCCGGGGUAUAUGUGAUGUACAGCUCCCAACACGUUCCGCCGUAACUGAAUACGCAAAUACACGCGCUCUUCAGCCAGUUUGUGCGUUGCUACGCCGCAUAAUUUUUUCGUUCUUCUGUCGUAAUCGUGAUGCGCGAGGUUCUGUCCUCGAAAAGCCAUAUUCUGCUGGAUUACAGAGGUUACUCACAUUACCCAGUCGUAACGGUGACUGUGGCGUCUUGCCCGAUUGGCGGCCCAUUAAUGUAGAGCUCGAUGUUGUGCCCUUAGCAAACUUUUCUCGCCUCUGAGUCAGCCAGUGUCGCGGCGCUGAGAUCGUACCCUUCAAAGCCGACUCUAGAGUCACGGGGAUGCCCUGUAUCUGCUGUGUUCGGGCCUCCGAAUACUUGUACAUAGCGUUUAUGCUGUAUGUCAUUCCGAGUGUUUCAGCUUGGACGAAGAGAACAAAGCAAAGCACAAAAACGUUUUCUGUGAGAAGCACCAACAAGAAUAACAAGGUAAAAAAAAAAAGAAAGAAAAGCCAACAUACUUCGCCAUCCCCUCGCAACAAUUGUACAGGGGUGAAUGACUUGCGCUUCUUGCCCGAGACUAUAUAAUAGGCUUCAGCUGUGCGCUGGAUGUUCAUUGUGGAUAUGUUUGUUUUCCUGAAUAAUAGAACCUAAAGUAAGCCCCCAAGAUUGAAACGAAAUGGCAGAAAAGUUAGACAAAGGGUGCUGAAGUCAUGAAGUUUGUGAACCGGAGAAAAGUUUCUUGCGAACCAAGCGUGAAAAGUUAUCGGUGCUGGUGUGAUCACUCGAGAUGUUUCAUUUUAAACGGCUCUAUGCAUGUGCGCUGAGUGUCUCCGUGAGUUUCCUUUUGUGCUUUGUUCGAGUGAAAUCUUUGGCGCAGCAUUUCUUUCGCAUUUUUUAUUGCUAAAACAGGUACAUUAUUACGUAACACGGUUCUCGACAAAUAAUACUCGCAUCAUUGACGUGUAGUAAAACCAGAACCUUGCAUUACAAUUUGACUCUCACGCACCGUUAGGCGACGUCUGCUCCAAAACUGAACACCGUGUAGUCUUAACUAUGAGCAACUAGGCUCGGCAUUUCUGAAGUAUUUUUGCUGUUCCGGAUAGGCUGGCGCUGUUUAAAUGCGAAAACCUGAGCAAAUAAUUGUUCGCUCCAGAAAGAAGUGAUUUCAACGCAUCAUACGGCAAAAGGUGUGCACAUAUAUUGAUUACUUGCUGCUUCCCUUCCUAAGAAAUGCAUUAACGUUGCAAGAACUGGGGGAAAGCGUGGCUGAAAAUGUCACUCACGUUGAGAUUGGAUGCGUCAUGCCCACUACAAAUGUAUCACGUUACACACCCGUGGUGACGACGCUGUUUGUGCAUGUUGUCUAAUUCCUGAAGUGUUGCACCCAAACUUUUAAUGUGUUUUUGGUUGUUCAAAAGCAGUGACAACACGUUUUUUCCACGAAUGUAGCGUCUGUGAACUUUGUUGUUACGCGAGUGCGUUCUGUUGGUGCGAUGACGUUUUGCCUCGGCAAUUGCUCCUUUGAGUUGAAUGCCUUGAACCCCGAGUUAUGUGUUAUUGCGGAAUGGGGGAACAAUAAAAGAAGUUUAGA
Dermacentor silvarum is the source of this 10641-nucleotide messenger RNA. Its product is annotated as voltage-dependent calcium channel subunit alpha-2/delta-1-like. NCBI's taxonomy places the organism in Eukaryota, Metazoa, Arthropoda, Arachnida, Ixodida, Ixodidae. The record is from RefSeq and is a predicted model, not a curated record. The transcript has 12 exons. Bases 131 to 1069 code for a protein of 312 amino acids.